Messenger RNA from Sinocyclocheilus rhinocerous, 759 nucleotides. Its product is annotated as protein FAM180A-like. Lineage: Eukaryota; Metazoa; Chordata; Actinopteri; Cypriniformes; Cyprinidae. The record is from RefSeq and is a predicted model, not a curated record. The transcript is spliced from 3 exons. The coding region runs from base 68 to 550 and encodes 160 amino acids.
UUUGUGGGGCUAAAACGGAUGACGACUGAAAGCUGCGUGAAUCAAGUGCAGUUUUAUUUUUGUUGCAAUGUUGUUGACUCAGAUCAAAGUGGUAUGUGUUGUCCUGUGCCUCAUUGGCUUCAGGGAGCCCUGGAAUACCUCAGAUGUUACAGCGGUUCUGCACGGAGGACUCGCACAUCAAGGCUUUAUCAGAUCUGUAAAUGAUGCUAACCUGAUGUUUGAGUUCUUAUGGAGAGGACUGCAGAUUGAUGCUGACAAUAAUGUUGUCAUGCGGGAUCAAGAAAUUGCAUCGAUGCGACAAGGGCGAGCUUUCUUAUCUCUUAUAAAUGACAGUAUCCCAAAGACUGUCUCUGCAAUGGAGAAGUUACUGGCUAUGCUGGAAGAGCAAGACAACUCUUUCACUCAGACCCGUUUUGAGACCCUCCUCCUCGGGACUAUCUAUUCAGCCUACCAGGCACAAAACCAGAGGCUAGAGUCGGAGCAGCAGGCCUGGAUGGAUAUUCUUGGUCGUUUUGCAAAUGUUACUUUCGUUCAGCUACGCAAGUCUUAACUAACAAUAAACAUACCAGUGAUUCACAAGUUCACACGUACAGAAAAUCAGAUAAAGAGUGUGCAUAUUUGGCGUGCUGUCCGAGGGGAGGGCUCUGAGCUCGGAAUUUGGCCUGAACCCAGAGUACUCACCCAUAUUCUAGACUGGGAUAGGAAAAGUCGAGUGAGGAGUUGGGGUGGUGAAGGGAUGCUGGAAACUGUUGAGGGACA